UGAAGUACGCGUGUCCUAGACAUUAAAUAAGCAAAGAUGAUGUGCAAUUGGACAUCUAUUGGCAAGACAUGCGCAAAAUGGCUGCUUUUCGUUCUAAAUGGAUUGUGUAUUCUGAUUGCAGUUGGUACCACUGUAUUUGCGAUAGUCGACAUUAAGGUGCUGAAGAAAUACGGCGAGGAUCAGGGGCAUGAAACAUUGUCUGGAAACAUACUCAUCAUAAUUGUAUGCUUGCUUUUAUUUUUUGUGGCAAUAUUCGGCUGCAUUGGAACCGCUAAAGAGAAUGUUAAAAUUCUUUGUCUGUACGUAGGUUUCCUGAUGCUGUUCAUGGUGGUGGAGCUAUUGGUUGCGGUGUACGUCGCCGUGCAGAGGUAUGGUCUCGAGUUCAGGGUGUCCGAGUCGAUGCGAAAUCAAUUCUUCCGGAACUUCACAAACGAGGAAUUAGAUCAGCACAAGAAGAUUUGGGACGACUUGCAGAUAACAUAUGAAUGCUGUGGUUUGAAUGGUCCGGAAGACUACCAAGCUAUCCGGCAAGAGAUUAGCCUAUCUUGCUGUCCGAGAGCAUUUCGCGCGAAGACUAACUACGCGCAGCAUCAGUUGUACAAGACAUGUUUGGAAUCGAAGACUUACUUCAAUGUAGGCUGCGAGGACGAGAUUCUGCAUGAGAUCAGAGCUGAAGAAGACUGGCUGAUAGGAGUUACCGUCAUCUCCUCAUGGUUUCAGGCUGCUGAAGUGUUGGCUGCCAUGUGGCUAUCUCACGUCACGAAACAAGACGCACAGUUCAAGCAGCAAACUCUAAGAAACUAACUCAAGCAAUUGCUAAUAUUACAUUGCACUAAUUUAAUCUGAUUGUCGUCAUUUCCAGUUCGAUCAUCGAACAUUAUAUGCCUUACAUUUUUCCUUAUUACAUUCGUCUUCAAAUAUUUUUCUUUUGGCUUUUUAAAAUGGUACAAGUGGUUACUUACUAUAUUGUCGACAGAAACAGUUAAUCUUCAAUACAUUGUUCAUCAGAAUAUAAAAUUCUUUAUGAAUUUGU
Messenger RNA from Papilio xuthus (Asian swallowtail), 1033 nucleotides. RefSeq names its product 23 kDa integral membrane protein. Gene Ontology annotation, cellular component: plasma membrane. The record is from RefSeq and is a predicted model, not a curated record. NCBI's taxonomy places the organism in Eukaryota, Metazoa, Arthropoda, Insecta, Lepidoptera, Papilionidae. The transcript is spliced from 6 exons. The coding region runs from base 37 to 804 and encodes 255 amino acids.